AUGAUAGGAGUGGUGCCCUCGACGGCAAGCGCCAAGGACUCGACGUUGGUGAUUAUCGAUGCGCAGAACGAAUAUGCAGACGGUUUGCUCAAGACCCAAAACGUCAGCUCCACACGCGGAGCCAUCGCGGCGCUGCUCGAGAAAUACCGCGCCUCGCCCCACUCGGGCAAGAACAUUGUGCACGUCGUGCACGACACGCCACAGGGCGCUCCCGUCUUCAGCCCCGGCACGCCCCUGGCAGACGAAUUCGCCGAGCUGCAGCCGCGCGAGGGCGAGAAGGUGGUCCACAAGGGCCAGCCAAGCUGCUUCGCGGGCACGGAUCUGCACGAGUACUUGGGUGGGCUGGGGGAUGUGGGGAAGAAGGUUGUGCUGGUGGGCUACAUGGCGCAUGUGUGUGUGAGCACGACGGCGAGGGCGGCGGCGGAGAGGGGGCUGGAUGUCGUGUUGGCGGCGGAUGCUAUUGGGGAUCGCGACAUUCCUGGCGGACUGGGCGGGCAGCAGUUGACCGAAGUCGUGUUGCGCGAGCUGGGGGAUGCGUUCGGCACCGUGGUACAGGGGAAAGAGGUGAGCUAA
Molecule: messenger RNA, 573 nt
Organism: Cyphellophora europaea CBS 101466
Lineage: Eukaryota; Fungi; Ascomycota; Eurotiomycetes; Chaetothyriales; Cyphellophoraceae
Exons: 2
Coding region: 1-573 (190 amino acids)
Source: RefSeq, a predicted model, not a curated record